AUUCCUUUCUUUUUGAGAACCGGGGUUGAGAAGUGAUCAAGCUGACCCAAAUUUGGACACAAAAAAACCCCUUUUGUAAUUCUGCUGAAUUUCACAGAUGACAGUUGUUUAAAAAUAACAUUAAUCUAAGUUGCUCUGGAAAAGGUUAUCUGUAUCUGUUACACACAAAUAUACAAAAUCAAUAAACACACAACUACAAAAUUGUUACAGAUAAAUAUAAACCUGAAUUACGUUUAAAGGAUUUCAAUACAUAAUUAAAGUUACAUAUACCCAUCCAAGUAGCUCAUCACAGGAAACGAUAAAAGACUUGCACAUGUGUUUAAAACGAGUUGUCAUUCUGUCACAGACAUACACAACAACAGUGAUUAAUAUGAAGAAGUCUAGACUCUGGGUAGACCAUGGAAAGAUGCGCAGAAUUAGAGCUGAGGAUCUGGAGUGGUCUUUAGUUUUGGUGCCUUCACUGACACAACUUUGUCUUGAUCACAUUGUACAACAUUUUGAAGAUAAUCCCAUUCUUGAGGAACUUCCACCCAAACAUAAGGCUUCUGUCCUGCUAAAGCUGCCUACAACUCUGCCUCUGACCACAACAGCAAACCUGAUCUGUGAUGAGGAUUACUGGAAGCGUUGCUGUCUGAAACGCUGGAGAUUGUGCGAUGUGUCUGAAUAUGGCAACAGCUGGAAGCGGAUGUUCUUCGAAUGUCAUCUAGAGAACAUAAUUGAACAUUAUGUCCCAGACGUGACUGACAACAAUUCGGUUCUUGAGCUCGUGCCGCUGUGCAGAGACUUUGUGAAGAGACUGAGGAUCUCUCAGCUCCUUCCACCAGUUAAGGAACCAGAGGUAUUUGAGGAGAACGACAGUGUGGAUUCGGUCAGCAACCCUGAGGAGGCCUCAUUGGAUCAUUUUGAUUUCCGAAUUCUGCUGGACAAAUUGACUAACCUGAAUGAGCUGCAGUUGGUUUACGGUGUAAAAAACUGUGGCAUGAACUUUGAGUGGCCUCUUUUUCAGUUUACCCUCCGUGAUUGUCAGUCAUUGGCUGAGGCUGUGAAAUCCUGCAAAUCCUUGAAGGUUCUCCGAAUAAAUCGAAGCCUGAUGGACGAUCAGAAGUGUCGCCUGCUGGUUAACCACCUUCUGGAUCAUCCAUCCUUGCUGGAGCUCGACUUGUCACACAAUAUUAUAGGAGAUGGAGGGGCAAGAGCCAUCAGCAAACUCCUCAACCACAGCCGUCUAGAGGUGCUAAACAUUUAUGACAAUCGGAUCAGUGGACCAGGAGCCCAAGCCUUAGCCCACGCCCUCUCUAAAAACACCUCUCUUGUCUCAUUCAACUUGAGACUGAACCAGCUGGGGGAUGAAGGUGGUCAGGCUAUAGCUCAAGCCUUGCUAAAAAAUCAGACUCUGGUAAACCUACAUUUAGGAGCCAAUGAGAUGACGGAGCCCACAGCCUCAGCAUUCUCACAGGUCUUAGUAUGUAACAUGGCACUAAAGAAUCUCAACCUGUCCUGCAACAAAAUGGGAAUGGAUGGAGGGAAUGUCCUGGAAGAAGGGAUGUCGCACAACAGCACCCUGUUGGAGUUUGAUAUUCGCCUCACUGAAAUGAGCUUGGAGAGUGAGCGCUGCAUCCGCGAGGUCCUGUGCACCAAUCAGGACAAAGUCCAGCGCGAAGACACACGGGACAAACCAAACAGACCAGCAAAUUAGCGCUUGUGCUGGUAUGAAUGAAUGACAAACACACGAUUUGUCAAAUGUUUACUGUAUAUAUUGAAUAGUUACCUUUCCUAAUUGUAAGAUAGAUAGAUAGAAGAAAAAGAAAUCACAGAAGUGAUUAUUAUAAUACAUGAAAAUGGCACAGGAGAAUCUCACUUUAGUAAUUCUCUCAUUAUAGAUUCACAAUAAAUAAAUAAAUAAAUACAUACAUAUUAACAUAGA
Molecule: messenger RNA, 1924 nt
Organism: Silurus meridionalis
Lineage: Eukaryota; Metazoa; Chordata; Actinopteri; Siluriformes; Siluridae
Product: dynein regulatory complex subunit 5-like
Exons: 4
Coding region: 314-1696 (460 amino acids)
Biological process (GO): flagellated sperm motility
Cellular component (GO): sperm flagellum
Molecular function (GO): protein binding
Source: RefSeq, a predicted model, not a curated record